Molecule: messenger RNA, 1883 nt
Organism: Hordeum vulgare subsp. vulgare (domesticated barley)
Lineage: Eukaryota; Viridiplantae; Streptophyta; Magnoliopsida; Poales; Poaceae
Product: UDP-glycosyltransferase 86A1-like
Exons: 1
Coding region: 4-1710 (568 amino acids)
Molecular function (GO): UDP-glycosyltransferase activity
Source: RefSeq, a predicted model, not a curated record
CACAUGUCACAUGGCAUGUGGGCCCGCGGAGCAUUUUGUCUCGUUUACCCACUCUCUGUCGGAUGCUCGGACUCAUGUGCGCACGCCGACGACCGCGGCCAUGGAUCCCAGCGCCUCAUCAUCCAUCGGUAUAUCUACUACUACGUGCCACCGUCGUCCUCAACCUCCCUCCCUCCCUACCUACCGAUCACGCACGCGCACCACGGGCAGGUCCAACCAACACACAUGGGGCACGAGAUGGUGGCAUCCAACGGCGCCGGCGGCGGCCGGAGGACGACGAAGCCGCACGCCGUGGUGAUCGCGUACCCGUACCAGGGCCACGUGAUCCCCGCGGCGCACCUCGCGCUGCGGCUCGCCGCGCGCGGCUUCGCCGUCACCUUCGUCAACACCGAGUCCGUGCACGAGCAGACCGCGCGCGCCCUCGGCGUCGACCGCCACCGCUACGACAUCUUCGCCGGCGCACGCGCCUCGGCGGAGGCGCUCGACGUGCGGUACGAGCUGGUCAGCGACGGUUUCCCGCUCGCCUUCGACCGCUCGCUCAACCACGACCAGUUCAAGGAGGGCGAGCUGCACGUGCUCGCCGCGCACGUCGAGGAGCUGCUCCGCCGCGUCGUCGUCGACCCGGCCUCCACCUGCCUCGUCGCCGACACCUUCUUCGUGUGGCCGGCGACUCUCGCCAGGAAGUUGGGCAUCCCGUACGUGUCCUUCUGGACGGAGCCGGCCCUCAUCUUCAACCUCUACUACCACAUGGACCUCCUCGCCGCGCACGGCCACUUCAACUCCUCCAAGGGCCCGCCGCGGAAGGACACCAUCACGUACGUCCCCGGCGUGCCGGCGAUCGAGCCGCACGAGCUCAUGUCGUACCUGCAGGACACGGACGUGACCAGCGUGGUGCACCGCAUCAUCUUCAAGGCCUUCGACGAGGCCCGGCGCGCCGACUACGUGCUCUGCAACACGGUGGAGGAGCUGGAGCCGUCGACCGUCGCCGCGCUGCGCGCCGAGAAGCCCUUCUACGCCGUGGGCCCCAUCGGGUUCCCCCGCGCCGGUGGCGACGCCGGCGUCGCCACCUCCAUGUGGGCCGAGUCGGACUGCUCGCAGUGGCUGGACGCGCAGCCGGCGGGCUCCGUGCUCUACAUCUCCUUCGGCAGCUACGCGCACGUCACCCGGCAGGAGCUGCAGGACAUCGCGGCCGGGGUGGUCGGCAGCGGCGCCAGGUUCCUGUGGGCGAUGCGGCCGGACAUCGUGAGCUCCGACGACCCGGACCCGCUGCCGGAGGGCUUCGCGGCGGCCUGCGCCGGGCGCGGCCUGGUGGUGCCAUGGUGCUGCCAGGUGGAGGUGCUCGCCCACGCCGCGCUGGGCGGAUUCCUGACGCACUGCGGCUGGAACUCGGUGCUGGAGAGCGUGUGGGCAGGCGUGCCCAUGCUCUGCUUCCCGCUGCUCACGGACCAGUUCACCAACCGGCGGCUCGUGGUGCGCGAGUGGCGCGUCGGCGUGCCCAUCGGUGACCGCGGCAAGGUGUUCGCCGACGAGGUGGCGGCAAGGAUCCAGGGGGUCAUAUCCGGCGAGGAGGGACAGCAGCUCCGGCAGGCGCUGAAGAAGGUGAGGGCCAAGCUCAAGGCCGCCGUGGCCCCCGGCGGGUCGUCGCAGAGGAGCUUCGACGACUUCGUCGACGAGCUCACCGGCCGUUGCGGACGUACAUUGAUGAGCUAAACCGAUCCGAUCGGAUCCCAUCGGCGGCCUGCAUCUCAAUCAUUCAAUGCAUUGUAGUAUCCUAGGGAGUAAGUGCUCAUGAUCUUGCAUGUUGAGCUGGAUGUUGGUUGCUCCUUUUUUCCUCCGAUCCACUAUACUACCUGCUGCUAUAAUUAAACGACAUUCCAAGUAAA